AUGGCAAUUUUUCCAGAGCAUAUCAAACCACAAGUGAGUCAAAUUGAUCCUGCAUUACUUGACCCGAACAGAGAGACGAAACAGCCCGAACAGAGAGACGAAACAGUCCGUCCACAGUUAGCACAACUAAACAACCCAAAGAGGAAAAGAGAUCCAGUAUCACAGAGUCCAAAAGGAAACAAUUCUAAGAAAAAGAAAAACGUAAAAACUCCAAAGCAAACAAGUGAAAAUAAAGAAAACAAUGAAAACAAUACAUCGGCCAACUCCAAAGGCGAAAAUGUAGAAAAAAUUGGUACUGAGCCUAAUUGGGUGAAAAUUAAUCUAAAAGCGAAGAAAAAGAAAAAGUAUCCACGGCCAGAUGCUCUUGUCAUUGAAACACGUGGUGGAAUAUCAUAUGCGGAUAUGCUUAAAAAAGUUAAAACGGUUCCGAAGUUAGUUGUUCUUGGCCAAAAUGUUAAGAGCAUCAGGAAAACUGCAAAAGGGGAAUUGCUUCUUGAAUUAAAUAAGCCAGCACACCAGAGCACGUCCGAGUUCAGCCAGACAGUCAAAGAGGUGAUUGGCACAGAUGCAGCUGUGCGAGUAAUGAUAAAUGAAGUUUUCUUAGAUAUCAAGGACGUUGAUGAAGUAACCACAAAGGAAGAAGUUCACGAAUCCCUGAUUAACUUAUCCGAUGAUUUUAAAGAAGUGCAAUUAACAGCAGUUAAAAAUAUGAGGAAAGCAUAUGGUGGCACUCAAACUGCAACCAUUGGUAUCAAUGCGAUAUUAGCAAACAAACUUAUAGAGCUUUCUAAGAUUCGUAUAGGUUGGGUUGUUUGUCGUAUACAAGAAAAAGUUGCGCCCAGGAGAUGUUUCAAAUGCUUAGACUUUGGUCAUCCAGCUGCAAAUUGUAAAAGUACAAAUGAUUACACCAACAACUGCCUAUGUUGUGGAGAAAUUGGACACAAAAUAGGUUAG
This is a messenger RNA of Lucilia sericata (common green bottle fly), 954 nucleotides long. RefSeq lists its product as uncharacterized. Bases 1 to 954 code for a protein of 317 amino acids. Lineage: Eukaryota; Metazoa; Arthropoda; Insecta; Diptera; Calliphoridae. The record is from RefSeq and is a predicted model, not a curated record. The transcript has a single exon. Gene Ontology annotation, molecular function: zinc ion binding; nucleic acid binding.